AUGUCGUUUUUCUCAUCUGUGCAAUGGGUUUUGAUUCCCACCCUGGCCAUCACACAGUUCCUGGUAUUUGAAGUUUGUACUUGCCCAGCAACAGUAUUCUCAUUCCUAAAGAGAUUAAUAUGCAGAUCUGACAGAGGACGGAAAUUAAGUAGUGACCAAAUAACUUUGCCAACUACAGUUGAUUAUUCACCAGUUCCUAAGCAGGCAGAUGUUGAAGAGUGGACUUCAUGGGAUGGAGAUGUACCCAUGAGUGUAAAGAUGGAAGGAAGGAAAGGGAAUGUGGCAACACAACAAAAUGCUUCGGGACAGCUGGAACCCGACUAUUUUAAGGACAGGAUACCAAGUAUAAGGAAGACUCAAAAAAUUGUUACUAAGAAGAGAGAACCAUUAAAUUUUGGCAUCUCAGAUGGUAGCACAGGGUUCUCUAGUAUAUUAGCAGCUAUGCAAGAUAUGCCUUUUAUUCAUCAAUCUCCUGAAUUAGGUGACUUAGAUACCUGGCAAGAAAGUACCGAUGUGUGGGAGGAAGAAGAAGAUGCAGCCUGGCAAGCAGAAGAAGUUCUGAGGCAGCAGAAAACAGCAGACAGAGAAAAGAGAGCAGUGGAACAACAAAGAAAGAAAAUGGAAAAGGAAGCCUGA
Messenger RNA from Choloepus didactylus (southern two-toed sloth), 636 nucleotides. RefSeq names its product receptor-binding cancer antigen expressed on SiSo cells-like. The record is from RefSeq and is a predicted model, not a curated record. Gene Ontology annotation, cellular component: secretory granule. Lineage: Eukaryota; Metazoa; Chordata; Mammalia; Pilosa; Megalonychidae. Bases 1 to 636 code for a protein of 211 amino acids. The transcript has a single exon.